This is a messenger RNA of Echinops telfairi (small Madagascar hedgehog), 969 nucleotides long. RefSeq names its product olfactory receptor 11H6-like. The record is from RefSeq and is a predicted model, not a curated record. Lineage: Eukaryota; Metazoa; Chordata; Mammalia; Afrosoricida; Tenrecidae. Gene Ontology annotation, molecular function: G protein-coupled receptor activity; olfactory receptor activity. Gene Ontology annotation, biological process: G protein-coupled receptor signaling pathway. The transcript has a single exon. Gene Ontology annotation, cellular component: membrane. The coding region runs from base 1 to 969 and encodes 322 amino acids.
AUGCAAAGCUCGAGAGGCACUAAUCUCUCCGACGCCGUGAGUGGGUUCAUUCUUCUUGGCUUCCCUUGCACCUCAGAGAUCCAGAUCUUCCUCUUCACACUCUUCUCUGUGACUUACGUCCUGACACUGGUUGGAAAUGUGUGCAUUCUGUGUGCUGUCAGGUGGGACCACCAUCUUCACAGCCCCAUGUACAUCUUGCUGGCCAACUUCUCCUUUCUGGAGAUCUGGUAUGUCACCUCCACAGUCCCCAAUAUGCUAGCCAACUUUCUCUCCGAGACCAAAACCAUCUCUUUUUCUGGCUGCUUCCUCCAGUUCUAUUUCUUCUUCUCCAUGGGCACCACUGAGACCUUUGUCCUGUCUGUCAUGGCCUAUGACAGGUACCUGGCCAUCUGCAGGCCCCUGCACUACCCCUCUGUCAUGACAGUCCAACGCUGCAUCAGAAUGGGAGCCUGCUGCUGGGUAUGUGGCUUCUCCUGUUUCCUCUUUCCAGUUUAUCUCAUCUCCCGGCUGCCUUUUUGUGGGCCCAAUACCAUUGACCACUUCCUGUGUGACCCAGGGCCCCUGAUGAAGCUCUCCUGUGUGCCAGCGCCUGCCACUGAGAUCAUCUGUGCCGUCUUUAACUCUGUCCUCAUUUUCUCCACUUUCCUCUUCAUCACCAGCUCCUAUACCCUGGUGAUCAGAGCUGUACUGAGGGUUCCCUCCGCAGAAGGCCGUCGCAAGGCCUUCUCAACCUGUGGCUCCCACCUGGCCGUGGUAGCCCUGUUCUACGGCUCCAUCAUGGUGAUGUAUGUGAGUCCAACAUCAGGCAAUCCAGCUGGGAUACAGAAAAUUGUGACUUUGUUUUAUUCUGUGUUGACUCCACUUUUCAAUCCCUUGAUCUACAGUCUCCGGAAUAAAGAGAUGAAGGAGGCCCUGAGGAAAAUAUUUAGGACUUUGAGAUUUGCUCAGGGACAGCCUCCCAAGAACUAG